AUGGCGGGGCAGAUGGCGGUACUGGGCUCUGCUGUUCUGGCUCUCCUGUUGGCCAGCUACCUGGCACAGCAGUACUUGCCCAUGCCCACCCCCAGAGUCCUUGGGAUCGACCUCGGCACCACUUACUGCUCCGUCGGUGUCUUCCUGCCUGGAAUAGGAGAGGUGAAGGUCAUUGCAGAUGAGAACGGGCACAAAAGCAUCCCAAGUGUGGUCUCCUUCACGGACAGAGGGGUGUAUGUGGGACAUGCCCUGGAACUGGCUGAUGCCAACCCUCAGAACACCAUAUAUGAUGCCAAGAGAUUCAUUGGGAAAAUCAUCACUUUGGAAGAACUGAAAAAUGAAAGCAGCAGGUAUCCCUUUAAGAUUUUCAACAACAACGGAUCAGCCGAAUUUUCUGUGACAACUAAUGGAACCUUUCACGUCACUCCAGAGCAGAUUGGCUCCCAGCUGCUGCUGAAACUGAAGAGAAUGGCAGAAGCCAACCUUGGCAUGCCCAUUUCCAAGGCAGUCAUGUCUGUGCCAGCAGAGUUUGAUGAAAGGCAAAGGAAUGCUACUGUUAAGGCAGCUAACCUUGCAGGGCUGAGGGUUUUGCGAGUAAUCAGUGAGCCCACAGCUGCAGCUAUGGCUUAUGGACUCCACAAAGUUGAUGUGUUUAAUGUUCUGGUGGUGGAUUUGGGUGGAGGAACUUUGGAUGUGUCUCUGUUGAACAAGAUGGGAGGGAUGUUCUACACACGAGCCAUGGCAGGUAACAACAAACUUGGAGGACAGGAUUUCAAUCAGAGGUUGAUGCUGUAUUUGUAUGAUCACCUCCGUCAAACAUACGGUUCUCUGCCAACCCGAAAGGAAGAGAUUCACCGCCUCAGACAGGCUGUGGAAGCAGUUAAAUUAAAUCUGACUGUUCAUGAGGCAGCUACGCUUGUGGUGUUGACUCUGCCAGAAAACAGGCUUACCAAAGAACUUCCAAAAAGUCAGGUAAAACCAAGCAGUGCGCUAAAAGGUGAGCCUUCACAAAAAACAAGAGACCUGAACAGCCUUGGAGACACUUCCGAAGCAGAGAACGGCUUUGUUGAAGUUGUGUUUGAAAUGGAAAUCUCUCGGAAGCUGUUUGAGAGGUUAAAUGAAGACCUUUUUGAGAAGAUUCUUGUGCCCAUUGAGCAAGUGUUGCAGGAUGGCCACGUAGACAAAGGAGAAGUGGAUGAAAUUGUGUUAGUCGGUGGCUCCACGCGGAUUCCCCAAAUACGUAAAGUUAUUCGGGACUUCUUUGGGAAGGAACCCAACACCUCUGUAGAUCCUGACCUGGCAGUUGUGACGGGUGUAGCCAUCCAAGCAGGAAUUGUUGCAGGGUCCUGGCCUCUUCAAGUCAGUGCCGUAGAAAUCCCUAAUAAGAAUUUACGGAAGACUAAUUUUAACUGAAAAGAAACUCUUCCCAAUUGCAUUCCAGCUCUCCAAAAGUGUGCUCUGAAGGUGCACACUCAUCUGACUGGCAGUGGAGCCUAAUCUUAGCUGUAUUCUAUUUCAUUUUUAUCUGUUCCAGUGAGGUGUUACUGGACACCUACCUGUGUUAAAGCUUGAUGUUACUUUAAAGGUACAAACGAGUUCUGA
Messenger RNA from Pipra filicauda (Wire-tailed manakin), 1602 nucleotides. RefSeq names its product heat shock 70 kDa protein 13-like. Gene Ontology annotation, biological process: cellular response to unfolded protein; protein refolding; vesicle-mediated transport. NCBI's taxonomy places the organism in Eukaryota, Metazoa, Chordata, Aves, Passeriformes, Pipridae. Gene Ontology annotation, cellular component: cytoplasm; plasma membrane; cytosol. Gene Ontology annotation, molecular function: ATP hydrolysis activity; misfolded protein binding; ATP-dependent protein folding chaperone. The record is from RefSeq and is a predicted model, not a curated record.